AUGUCCAAUAUCAAUCAGCUCGAUAACACUAUUCCAGUGUUUUGCACAGCCAGGAUACCUCCAGAACUUCUAAACGAGUUCUUGGCUGAAGCCUUUGAGGCGAGUGAACUGAAGGAUGUAGAGUGCACACACAUUGCUAUCCUUGUUGAUACAACCGACAUUAACCAACUCACGGAACCGACUCGACCUCCAGUGAAGGAAAAGCUCCAGUAUCCAUUCCUUAACUGGAGCCUAGAUGAUUUGGUCAACUUUGCCCGUCAAUUUGAUCGCACUGCGCACGGAAUCAUCGAUACGGAGUUUGUCAUCCUUGACGAGCAAACCCUCAAAGACAAGACUGUUGUACUUGUCACGCCAUCUGAGAUGAGCAAUGACAUUGAAACUGCGCCCAGGCUGACUGCGAGGUCUGACUUUCGAUCCAGUUUGAUCACACUGAAUGUGAAGAGCAUUGGUGUUGGGGGCGAUGAGCCUUGGGAGGAAGCAGCCCAGAACAAUAGCGUCAUAAGGCUUUACGGGGAGAAUCCGGGGGCGGGUGUGUGA
Pyrenophora tritici-repentis Pt-1C-BFP is the source of this 537-nucleotide messenger RNA. RefSeq lists its product as uncharacterized. Lineage: Eukaryota; Fungi; Ascomycota; Dothideomycetes; Pleosporales; Pleosporaceae. The record is from RefSeq and is a predicted model, not a curated record.